CGGCGUGCCACCCCAUCUCAUCUCGUCUCGAUCGCUCGUGUGUCACGGGUGUCUAUAUACGGCAGGGCCCCCAUCCCGUCUUGUUCCAGCAACAAGCCAUCAUCUUCGUCUUUCUACCGAUCGAUCCAUUUCUUAGAUCAGUAGUAGUGGGAGAAGCUAAGGAAGCAGCGCAAGCAAUGGAGCUCCCCCGGAAGCUCUUCUCGGCCGUCCUCCUCGUGCUGCUGCUGCUCGUGGCCACAGAGGUUGGCGGGCCGGUGGGCGUGGCGGAGGCGCGCACGUGCCUGUCGCAGAGCCACAGGUUCCGGGGCCCCUGCGUGCGCCGGGCCAACUGCGCCAACGUCUGCAGGACGGAGGGCUUCCCCGACGGCAAGUGCCGCGGCUUCCGCCGCCGCUGCUUCUGCACCACGCACUGCCGGGAGUGAUAUGUAUCAUCGGGCCAGUGGAUCGGAUCGUGCGUGCCUUCCUUUUAAUUCUGCUGCCGCCGCCUGCCGGUGUUGAAUAAUCGGCGGCCUAGCUAGUAGUGUGCCCGUGUGUCUUUUUUUUAAAAAAAAAUUGCAUCGCUCUGUUUAGUAAUGAUGAAGGUUUUGAUUUUUUUUU
Messenger RNA from Panicum virgatum (switchgrass), 597 nucleotides. RefSeq names its product defensin Ec-AMP-D2-like. Gene Ontology annotation, biological process: defense response. The record is from RefSeq and is a predicted model, not a curated record. Bases 177 to 422 code for a protein of 81 amino acids. Lineage: Eukaryota; Viridiplantae; Streptophyta; Magnoliopsida; Poales; Poaceae. The transcript has 2 exons.